Molecule: messenger RNA, 225 nt
Organism: Knipowitschia caucasica
Lineage: Eukaryota; Metazoa; Chordata; Actinopteri; Gobiiformes; Gobiidae
Source: the annotation of a GenBank genome assembly
AUGGGGGGGGGGGUGUUGAGGGGAGGGGUGGUGAUUAUGGUUGUGGAGGUUAUUGAAAAGAGAGGGAUUGGGUGGGGAGGGGGUGUGAUAUGGAGGGGGGGAUUGAGGAGAAGUGGGGGGGGUGGAGGUAAGUUGGGUUUGUUGGGGGGUUGGGGGGGUGGGGGUUGGUUGGGGGGGGGGGGGUUUUGGGAGAUUGAUGUGAGAGAGGUUGAGGGGGGGUGGUAA